Paramecium tetraurelia is the source of this 654-nucleotide messenger RNA. RefSeq lists its product as uncharacterized. The transcript is spliced from 4 exons. The record is from RefSeq and is a predicted model, not a curated record. Lineage: Eukaryota; Ciliophora; Oligohymenophorea; Peniculida; Parameciidae.
AUGGCUUGUAAACUCAUUUAAUAAAUUAAUGUUUCCAAAUCUAAAUCCAUCAUCUAAAUCAAGAGGUAUAUGAUAACCUAGUCGAGGACAGCCCGUUAGAGUUAUAUUCAAGAAGAGAAGGCUAGACAAAUAGAUCGAGAGAAUCAAUUGUUAUUUCAAAAAAUAUUAGGCAUUACAAUGAAACAAAGAAACAGUUCAACAACUCCAACAAAAACAACAUUAAAUUAUAAAACCAGAAAAGACUUUCAAUAGAAGAUAAUGGAUGAAAAUUAGAAACUGUUCACUAGAAUAAAAUAACAAACAUCGUAUUACAAAAUUUAGAAAUCUUAAACAAAAUCUUUAUCUAAAUAAAGAGCAAAUUCAUCUUAUUUGCCAAGUAAGAAACUACAAGAAUUAUAUUAGAGUAAAUUAGAGUAGGGUGGAUUAACUUAUAAAAUAAGAGUUAUCAUAGAUGGACAAUUAUUUAAAAUAAUGGCAACGACAGAAGAACAAUCUUAUACAAGAGUGUUAGAAAUGAUGAAGAGUGAUGGAAUUCUAUUGUUGAAGAAUGUGUUUCAUAAUGAUUUUCAAAAAUUGAUAGAGAGUUUAUAAAUUUCAGAUAAGAUUACAAUCAAAGGGAUAUAAUUAAUAGAGACUCACGGUAAAUUUGGUUGA